AUGUUCAGUAUGUUGCAGACUCCUGUGAGCGCACACAAGCAAUUACGCCAUUAUACACCUCAUGUACCAUCGCCAUUAUCCUCAUCACCUUUACGAUCUUCUCCGCCCGUAUCGCCGCUGGAGCCCCGCAACGCGAAUUUACCAACGAGGACACAGCAGGCUGGUGAUUGUCAAAAUAGUUUCAUGAUGUCACCUGAAUCUGGUGCUUCGAAAACCUCAAGUCCUGACAAAAACCACUCUAAUUCAAUCAAACAUUCACCGAAUAGAGAUGGUGCAUUUUCGAAGAGAAUAACGAAGACGAAUCCGUUAUUGCAUGGACAAGGCGAUGGAAGAGAGACACGAAGAAAGCUGUUCUUGAGAAGAGUUAGAGAAGAUUCGGAGGAUAAAAGGUGGAAAGCGAGAGGCGGUGAUGAUGAGAUGAUGAGAACUAUUUGGAUUGCAGAGCAAAGGAGGCGAGCGGAAAGACAAGCUAGAGAUGUGCAGGGCUGGGCUGUUGAUGUUGAUGAGCAGGAUAUGCAGCUGGAUUACGGCGCUGGAAAUUUAAGUCUCGAUGAGGUCAUGGCCGAGGAAGUGGCAAGGAACGAGGAAGAAGAAUUAGAAGCUUUGUUAUCAUCUAUGACCGAAGCCGAAAGAAGACAAACUCUGGAUGAAGCAUAUGAGAAUGUCUCGACACUCGACGAAGAAAUUGGUCCAAUUGAUGACAAGGAAGCAGCUGCUUGGGCGCGAGGAGAAUUUCAACAUCUUUCAAACCAACACAAUAUGACUGUUAUGGAUGUUGAGCGACAUGUCAAUAGUUCUUCGCCUGAUACGCACUUUGGUAGCGACGAUGGUGAUUACGACGCCAUUUUCAUGGACGUUAUACAACAGGAAUCAUACAUCUCGUACCAAGACAGCCAAUCCAUGGAUGUGUCAGGAGACCAUGAAAUGAUGGAUACGGAGAUGAGUUGA
Messenger RNA from Botrytis sinoallii, 948 nucleotides. RefSeq lists its product as uncharacterized. The record is from RefSeq and is a predicted model, not a curated record. Bases 1 to 948 code for a protein of 315 amino acids. NCBI's taxonomy places the organism in Eukaryota, Fungi, Ascomycota, Leotiomycetes, Helotiales, Sclerotiniaceae. The transcript has 2 exons.